AAGAAAUUUAGUCGAUGAGGUUGUGAGGUGGUUAUGGAAUGUUACACACACUUAGCAGUCACAUUCCUAUAUGAUUAGGUUGGAAAAGAAUUUAGGUGGAGAGGCGAAAACAUGUCACCAGGUUAUGAAGCCUCUAACUUUUCGUUUGUCCCGCAUACGUGUGGAUUCUCUGGCUGGUGGACAUCGGCUGCCAAGAAUCAAAUAUCGGGAGCUGGUGGUGACACGACUGAAAAUCUCUUUGAACCCUUACGGUCUUCCAGAAUCAUUAAUUCCUCAUUAUCCUCUUUCCUGCACAUUUUCUUGAGUUUAAUUUUAAUUUCGUAUUUUCCAGUAUGUUUAUAUACUCAUUCUCUUUGUCAACAUCCCAUUUUUGUUUAGGUAUUUUACUGCUCUGCAUUUCUUUGUCACAGUUACCUAGUUUUUUAACGUUAUUGUUCUUCCUGUUUUGCUUCAAUGCAACACAUCUCAAACGAAUAUUUAUGUCCUCAAUUUCCAUAUUUUGUCGUAUUCAUUCAAAUUAUUAUUAUUAUUAUGGACUGUUUGUAGUUCGACAUUCAGUUGUUUAUUUUGUUACUAGUGUGAAUCUUACUACACUUGUUUUGUUAACUAGGGAAAGUUGGGUAUCACCAGCUUUCACAAAAGGUGGACUCUUUACAAAGUGCAUGCAUGUGGAUAAUGGCCAAAUAACUGCUACUGCUAUAAUAACAGCAACAUUAUUUAGAUAAUAUUCAGUACAGUUACAAGAUUAUAUAACUUGUACUUAACUGAUUAGUACGGGCUGGUUAACUGUUGAAAAUUUCAGAAACUGUGGCUGAAUUUAGUUUUCACUUGUGUCGUAUAUGGCG
This is a messenger RNA of Trichobilharzia szidati, 845 nucleotides long. NCBI's taxonomy places the organism in Eukaryota, Metazoa, Platyhelminthes, Trematoda, Strigeidida, Schistosomatidae. The record is from the annotation of a GenBank genome assembly.